AUGGAAGAUCAUUAUGUGGCUCAUAGUGAUGAAAUUCAACGUACCUUGAACUUUAAACUGCAAGUUGGGUACGUCGGCCUUAAGUAUUUGCAAGUCUUAAUGGUCAUGGUUUAUCUCACUGAUUUUUACACCUUAAGGAAGGAUGUAGAAAGUACCUCAGAACCCAAUAUCUUAAUGAUGAUGACAUAUCUCACAGAAUUCUACACCUUAAGGAAGGAUGUAGAAACUACUUCAGAACGUGUCGAAGAGAUGAGGGCCUCUGCUGGUCUGAAGCAGUUAGAAGCAGAUCUCACAAAGUUGGAGAUAGCAACAGCGGACAGCUCUCUCUGGGAUGAUCAUGCUAAAGCUCAGCAAACUCUUCUAGCUAUGACUGAUGUCAAAGACAAAAUAAAGCUUCUCAAUGAGUUCAAAGACCAGGUCUAA
This is a messenger RNA of Ilex paraguariensis (yerba mate), 423 nucleotides long. The record is from the annotation of a GenBank genome assembly. Lineage: Eukaryota; Viridiplantae; Streptophyta; Magnoliopsida; Aquifoliales; Aquifoliaceae.